Lonchura striata (white-rumped munia) is the source of this 1236-nucleotide messenger RNA. It is a transcript of the gene E2F1, whose product is annotated as E2F transcription factor 1. Gene Ontology annotation, molecular function: RNA polymerase II cis-regulatory region sequence-specific DNA binding; DNA-binding transcription factor activity, RNA polymerase II-specific; protein dimerization activity. Gene Ontology annotation, biological process: regulation of transcription by RNA polymerase II. The record is from RefSeq and is a predicted model, not a curated record. Gene Ontology annotation, cellular component: Rb-E2F complex. Lineage: Eukaryota; Metazoa; Chordata; Aves; Passeriformes; Estrildidae.
AUGGCGGCGGCGGGCGGCGCGGCGGGGCUGGCAGCGCUGCUGGGCAGCGCCUCCCCGCACCUCCUGAUCGUCUCCGCCGCCGAGGAGCCCGCGGGCGGCGGCCACCCCGAUACCGACCUCCUGCUCUUCGCCACGCCGCAGCCCACCCGCCCCGGCGCCGCGCCCAGACGGCCCGCGCUGGGCCGCCCGCCGGUGAAGAGGAAGCUGAACUUGGAGACGGACCACCAGUACAUAGCGGAGAGUUUGCCAGUGAGCCGGGGCAAGGCCAGGAACCCCGCUAAAGGGGCAAAGUCUCCUGGAGAGAAGUCCCGCUAUGAAACCUCCCUGAACCUCACCACCAAGCGCUUCCUGGAGCUGCUGAGCCAGUCCCCAGAUGGUGUGGUGGACCUCAACUGGGCGGCCGACGUCCUGAAGGUGCAGAAGAGGCGCAUCUACGACAUCACCAAUGUCCUGGAGGGCAUACAGCUCAUCACCAAGAAGUCCAAGAACCACAUCCAGUGGCUGGGCAGCCAGGCCACGGUGGGAGCGCCAGGCCGGCACCGGCUGCUGGAGAAGGAGCUGCGGGAGCUGCAGGCGGCCGAGCGGCAGCUGGAUGACCUCAUCCAGAUGUGCACGGUGCAGCUGCGCCUGCUCACCGAGGACCCCGCCAACCAGCACGCAGCCUAUGUCACCUGCCAGGACCUCCGCAGCAUUGUGGACCCCGCGGAGCAAAUGGUGAUGGUUAUCAAAGCCCCCCCAGAGACCCAGCUGCAGGUCUCAGACCCAGCAGAGGCAUUCCAGGUCUCCCUGCGAAGCACUCAGGGCCCCAUCGAUGUGUUCCUCUGCCCCGAGGACAGCUCUGGGGUCUGCAGCCCCGUCAAGAGCCCCUUCAAAGCCCCUGCAGAGGACUCUUCUCCCAGCCAUUCCCAGCCCAGAGCCUCCCUGCUCCUGCAUCCUGCCCAGGAUGUGAACAUGCCGCUGCUGCCUGGAGAGCAAGAAGCGCUGCUGCCAGGGCCGAGCGCAGCGCCCAGCAAGAGCCCGGAGGAGGAGGAGGAGGAGGUGAGCCUGUCCCCACUGGCCUCCAUGGACAUCCUGCUGGAGCAGAGCAGGGAGGACUUGGCGGGUUUCUUGGCCGAUGAGUUCAUCAACCUGUCGCCGCCGCAGGCGCAGGACUAUCACUUCGGGCUGGAGGAGGGCGAGGGCAUCAGCGAGCUCUUCGACUGCAACUUUGGGGACUUCACCCCCUUGGACUUCUGA